This is a messenger RNA of Cyprinodon tularosa, 3328 nucleotides long. RefSeq names its product lysine (K)-specific demethylase 2Ba (gene kdm2ba). The coding region runs from base 55 to 2391 and encodes 778 amino acids. NCBI's taxonomy places the organism in Eukaryota, Metazoa, Chordata, Actinopteri, Cyprinodontiformes, Cyprinodontidae. The transcript is spliced from 10 exons. The record is from RefSeq and is a predicted model, not a curated record. Gene Ontology annotation, molecular function: zinc ion binding; protein binding; DNA binding. Gene Ontology annotation, biological process: regulation of transcription by RNA polymerase II; protein demethylation.
UUGUUCAGCCAUGUUGGUUUCCUUCUGCUAUUCACAAACGAUGAGAGGAGAAUCAUGGCCUUGUCAAUGAGCGGAGACGAUGAAGAAUAUGAGUCAGAGUCCGAGCAGCAGAAAGCAGUCAACCGGCCAAAGCCAAAGAUGGGAACGACGUCGGCCGUCAAGCUGCCAUCCAACCGCAGCGCAUCAGGAGCCAGGCGCAGGAGAACACGCUGCCGGAAAUGCGAAGCGUGUCUCCGCACAGAAUGUGGAGAGUGUCACUUCUGUAAGGAUAUGAAGAAGUUUGGAGGGCCGGGGCGCAUGAAGCAGUCCUGCAUCAUGAGGCAGUGCAUCGCGCCUGUCCUGCCCCACACAGCGGUGUGUGUGGUGUGUAAAGAGGCGGGAAAAGAGGAUACGCUUGAGGACGAAGAGGAAAAAUUCAACUUCAUGCUGAUGGAGUGCUCCAUCUGCAACGAGAUUGUCCAUCCCAACUGCCUGAAGGUGAGCGAUGCCUCAGGUGUGGUGAACGAUGAACUGCCUAACUGCUGGGAAUGCCCCAAAUGCAACCACGCUGGCAAAAGCGGAAAAGUAUUGAAGCAAAAAAGGGGCCCCGGGUUCAAGUACGCCUCCAACCUUCCCGGCUCUUUGCUGAGGGAACAGAAGCCUGUGAAGGAGGAGGGGGACAUUUCUUCUGGGACGAAGAGGAAGCCGGACAGGGACGAGACACCCAGGUACAGAACCGAGGAGGCUCUCCAUCGACAGCCGCCGCUGCUCUCCCCCAGCGGCCUGCCGAGGCCCAGACCCGAGGACAAGCUGAGGAAGAAGAGGAAGCUUUUUGAUGAUGACGAAGAAGAUGACUUCAAUGUGAGGAAGAAGGAGAAGACGGAGGACUCGUAUUUCUCUAAGCUUCUUCCCCAAUUCAAGACAGAAAAAGAGGAGGAAGACGAUGAAGAUGAUGACGCAGGAAGGGAGCAUCACUUCCGGAGCAGUGUAGACAGGAAAGGCCGCUUUGGAGAGGCAGAAGAGGAAGCGGAUUACAGGGACUCGAGGAACGACUCUCUGAAUUCUUCCAUUAAAACACCACUUGGAGACAGCGACCACUCUCACUGCAGCUCUCCGCAGGCCGGCCCCAGCAGCGAGGGCGGGAGCGAGACGCAAGAAAAGGGGCCUCGUCCGAAGGCUCGGCGCAAACGUCGCCUACCCAACAGGGAACUGAGCCGAGAACUGAGCAAAGCUUUGAACCAGGAAAUCCAGAAGACCGAGGACUGCCUGGCCAAUGAGAACCGGCAACCACUAAAGGUAGAACCAGAGAUGGAGAACGAGGAACCAAAGAAGCUGUUCCGCAACGGUAACGAUCUCGGCGACCAGCGGUCUCAUCUGAAGACCAAAGAGAUGAACGGGAACACCUGGGACCUGCGCCACUUUUACCCGAGUCAGAUCACCCCUCUGGGCUUCAACCGGAGCACCCCGACGACCCGGCCAGUGCCCCCCCGCUCCCCUCCCAAGUGCGUCCAAAUGGAACGGCAUGUAAUCCGGCCUCCCCCCAUCAGCCCGCCUCCUGACAGACUGCCGCUGAAAGAUGGGAAAGCACACGUCCUGCAGCGUGAGGUGUGGAUGAAGAUAUUUGGCUAUCUCUCUCACAAGGAGCUCUGCGUCUGCAUGAGAAUUUGCAAGACAUGGAACCGAUGGUGUUGUGACAAGAGACUUUGGACAAACAUCGAUCUGAACCGCUGCACCUCGGUCACGCCGCUUAUGCUGAGUGGGAUUAUCCGCAGGCAGCCAAUGUCCUUAGACCUCAGCUGGACCAACAUUUCCAAAAAACAGUUGAGCUGGCUUAUCAAUAGAUUACCAGGUCUGCGGGUGUUAAAGCUGUCGGGUUGUUCCUGGGCCGCCGUCUCUGCUCUCUGCACCUCCAGCUGCCCCCUUCUGCGCACUCUGGACGUCCAGUGGGUGGAGGGACUCAAAGACGCACAGAUGAGGGACCUCCUUUCACCUCCCACUGACAACAGACCAGGUCAGCUGGAUAAUCGCUGCAAGCUGCGGAACGUGGAGGACCUGCGGCUGGCGGGGCUCGACAUCACGGACGCAUCCCUGCGUCUCAUCAGCAGACAGAUGCCCCUGCUGUCCAAGCUAGACCUGAGCUACUGCAACCACAUCAACGACCAGUCUGUGAAUCUGCUCACCGCCGCAGGAACCACCACCAGGGACUCCCUCACAGAAAUUAACCUAUCAGUUUGUAACAGAGUCACGGAUCAUUCGUUGAACUAUUUCAAGCGCUGCGGCAGCAUCUGUCAGAUCGACCUCCGCUUCUGUAAGCAGGUGACGAAGACGGCCUGCGAGCACUUCAUCGCAGAGAUGUCCGUGAGCGUCCCGUUCAAACUGAAAGAGGACAAGCUGCUGCAGAAGAUAAGCUAGCUUCUAACGGGACAAAAACCAACGUUUUCAGACUGCACUUAAAUUGCACUUAAGUCUCUGAAUCACUGUUGUCAUGGAAUAAACAGAGGGAAGUUUCUGUGAGGUGAUAUUCACUGGACAGAAGAAGAGGGGAAAAGACUGCAUGUAUUUCUUUUUGUAUUCUUACUUUUAUAAAUAUGUGGUUGUAUUUGAGUUAUUUUAUCGGUUUUGUUUUCAUUUCCAGCAUAUUUUUGUACGAGCAUUGAAAAGGUUUUCUGUUUCUGGAGCUAAAAUAUAGUAGACUCUUCCGUCGUUAUAAACAAAACUGCUUCUUUUUAUUUUUUUUCCCCGUGUGCCAAAUUCUGUUUGACGUUAAAGCUUCAGUAUAUCGAAAAGAAAAAAAACAUGCAUGUGCUGUGUUUUUAAAUGACCAUAUCUACAUUAAAUGGAUAAAUUAGAAAUUUCUGUUACACCCUCAUGUUUUACACGAACCAUGUCAAACUGCUGAGGGCUUUCCACAGGUUUUUCAGCAAUAUUUCAAUAUUAAUUUAUUGAUUUUUUUUUUAUUUUAUAUUUUUUUAUUACAGUUUGUAUUUAUUGGUUUAUUCAGUGACUUGACAUAGGUGUCUUACAUGCUUGGUUCAAAUGGUGUGUGUGAGUAAUUUAUCAGGGUGGUUGGUGUGUUUUGUCCCAACCCUCCAGUUUGUGUGUUUUUGUCUAAAAGUCAUUUACAGCGAAUCGAUUAACGACUUUAAGGCAGAUAACCUCACACAACUAUAUGGGCAACUAAUUAUGACCUCUGCAAGUAUUUGCAUUCAUUUAAAAUUAUACUUCAUACAGUAGGGUUUUUUUUCUUUGUGCUGUAAAUUUCUCGCCUCAGGUGAAUGUGAUUAUGUUUAUACAUGUAAAUCAAAAAAAGUGCUCAUUUGCAUUAAAAGAACUUUAAUUUGUACCAUCA